AUGAAAAUUCUUAACGAGGUUAUUGACAAAAAAAGAAACAGUGGAAAGAUUACAAUGAUUCCAGAAUGUCUUGAUGAUAUUUACGAAUUGACUAAAAUUAUUUUAGUGAAUGAUAGAUUAAAAAGCUAUACACAUAGAAAGCUAUCACUUGACGGAAGAAAUCAACAGAAAAUUGGUCUAUAUUUGAUGAUUAGGCUUGAAAGUUACACAGUUGAUUUAGAAAACGGUGUUUUGUACGCAAAAGGAAAAGUUUGUGAAGAAAAUGAACAUGUAAAAAUGGGACUAUACCACACAUUAGAGAUAGAAAUAGAUAAAAAGUUUACUUUACAAAAAGAUAGUUGGACAAAAUCAGAUUUAAGUCUAUUAAAAGAACUAAGUAAAGGAUCACAGAACAUACUAUUUUUUGUAUUUUAUGAAAAAGAUUGUGUCAUCUGUUUAGUAGGUAAAAAUCGCAUAAAAAUAAUUAAUAAAUUGGAAGUGAAAAACAAAAAAUUUAAUAAUCUACUAAAUAUACUUAUUUUAUAUUUGACAAAAGUAGAAUUUGUUAUUAUUUGCUCUGUUAUGAAUAUUGUAAAUGAUUUUAAAAAAUUUAUCGAAUCUAAUUCUGAAUUUGUGAAAAAAAUUGGAAAAAUAAAUUUUAAUGAAAAAAUUUUUAACAUUAAAUUACCUGGUGAUAUGAAAAAUGAUACUAUAAAACAGAUUGUGAAUUUUAUUUUGACUGAUAAAGAUUUAUCUAGAAGAUUUAAUAAUUUAAAAUAUGUACUAGAUCUAAAAGAAAUAAGCAAAUAUUUUUUAGAAUUUGAUAAAGGAAAUUAUGAUUUACUGGUUGGAAAAGCAGAAAUUCGAGAAAGUCUAGAAUAUGGUGCUUUAUGUAAAAUAUUUUUUACUGAUGAAAUUUUUAGGCCACAUUGUAUUGACAAGCGAAGGAAAAUUGACGAAUUUUGUAAAAAUUUGGAAUGUAAUAGAGUAAGCAUUUUUGUUAUUCCAGUCAAUCAUUAUCUUGGAGAACGUUUAAAAGAAAUUGGUGGUGUGUGUGGAAUAUUAAAAUUUGUGUAUAAAUAG
Vairimorpha ceranae is the source of this 1062-nucleotide messenger RNA. Its product is annotated as pelota protein. Gene Ontology annotation, biological process: ribosome disassembly; RNA surveillance; nuclear-transcribed mRNA catabolic process, no-go decay. The transcript has a single exon. The coding region runs from base 1 to 1062 and encodes 353 amino acids. The record is from RefSeq and is a predicted model, not a curated record. NCBI's taxonomy places the organism in Eukaryota, Fungi, Microsporidia, Nosematidae. Gene Ontology annotation, cellular component: cytoplasm.